Molecule: messenger RNA, 1644 nt
Organism: Equus caballus (horse)
Lineage: Eukaryota; Metazoa; Chordata; Mammalia; Perissodactyla; Equidae
Gene: PTK6
Product: protein tyrosine kinase 6
Biological process (GO): protein phosphorylation
Molecular function (GO): ATP binding; protein binding; protein tyrosine kinase activity
Source: RefSeq, a predicted model, not a curated record
CCAGCCCCGGGGCAUGGGUGUGGCCGACCUGGCUUGGCUGCCUUGUCACAGGGAAGUGGGCUGGCUCCUUGGCUGGGUGGGGAUGGCCCGUCACUCCCAGCCAGUGGUGCCGGCAGCCGGCACAGUGACAGGUGGUGAGGCCAGGUGACCAGGUCCUGCCACUGCACCCACCAUGGCGUCCUGGGGCCAGGCACACCUGGGACCCAAGUACGUGGGCCUCUGGGACUUCGAGGCCCGGACAGAGGAGGAGCUGAGCUUCCGGGCAGGGGACCUCUUCCACGUGGCCAGGAAGGAGGAGGAGUGGUGGUGGGCCACACUGCUGGACGAGGCGGGCAUGGCCCUGGCCGAGGGCUACGUGCCCCACAACUACCUGGCCGAGAAGGAGACCGUGGAAUCUGAGCCGUGGUUCUUCGGCCGCAUCUCCCGCUCAGAAGCCUUACACCGACUGCAGGCCGAGGGCAACAAGCCGGGUGCCUUCCUGAUCAGGGUCAGCGAGAAGCCGGGUGUGGACUACGUCCUCUCGGUGCGGGACACGCAGGCUGUGCGGCACUACAAGAUCUGGCGGCGGGCCGGCCGGCUGCACCUCAACCAGGCCGUGUCCUUCCCCAGCCUGCCUGACCUCGUGGACCACCACAGGGCCCAGAGCCUGUCCCACGGCCUGCGGCUGACCGUGCCCUGCUGGAAGCACGAGCCGGAGCCCCUGCCGCAGUGUGACGACUGGGAGCGGCCGCGGGAGGAAUUCACACUCUGCAGGAGGCUGGGCUCUGGCUACUUCGGGGAGGUCUUCGAAGGGCUCUGGAAGGACCAGGUCCGAGUGGCCAUUAAGGUGAUCGCCCGAGAUGACCUCCUGCACCAGCACACAUUCCAGGCGGAGAUCCAGGCCAUGAAGCAGCUUCGGCACAAGCACAUCCUGGCGCUGUACGCCGUGGCUUCCGUGGGAGAUCCCGUGUACAUCGUCACGGAGCUCAUGCCCAAGGGGAGCCUGCUGGCGCUGCUGCGGGACUCUGACGAGACAGCCCUGCCCGUCUCAGAGCUGGUGGACAUCACAUGGCAGGUGGCCGAGGGAAUGUGCUACCUGGAAUCACAGAAUUACAUCCACCGGGACCUGGCUGCCAGGAACAUCCUCGUGGGGGAAAACCACAUCUGCAAAGUCGGGGACUUCGGGCUGGCCAGGCUCGUCAAGGAGGACAUCUACCUUUCCUAUGACCACAACAUCCCCUACAAGUGGACGGCGCCCGAGGCACUCUCCCGAGGGCAUUACUCCAUCAAAUCUGAUGUGUGGUCCUUCGGGAUUCUCCUCCAUGAGAUCUUCAGCAGGGGUCAGAUGCCCUAUCCAGGCAUGUCCAACCACGAGGCCUUCCUGAGGGUGGAGGCAGGCUACCGCAUGCCCCGUCCCCCCCAGUGCCCUCCCACUGCACACAGGCUGAUGCUCUCCUGCUGGCACAAGGACCCGGAGCAGAGGCCCUCCUUCAAAACCCUGCGGGAGCAGCUCUCCAGCUUCACCAGAUACGAGAAUCCGCUCUGAGUGGCCCUCCCUGCCACUGCCUCCCGGUGAGCAGGGGCCUGGGGCGACAACAUGGACCUCGGAUCAAGGGCCUGGCCUGACCCUCUGAUUCAUGGAUUUGCCUAAAGUGCCAACAGCGC